AUGUACGUCCCUCUGGAAGCGCUGCGCCGCCGCGAUGUGGUGAACACGGCCGCGACGGUGAUGAUGCUGCCGGCACUGGGGUCGAUGCUGAACCUUGUGAAGGUGACGCUCUCGUCGAUCCUGCAGGUUGUGCUCAUGUGCGCCGCCGGCUACUACCUGGCCCGCCGGGGCGUGCUUGAUAAGAAGACCCAGACGAAAUUGAACAAGCUCAACGUGUCGCUUCUUACGCCUGCCCUGCUCUUUUCCAAGGUCGCCUUUUCGCUCACGCCCGAGCGGCUGACGGAGCUCGCCGUCGUGCCGUUCGGCUUCGUGCUUGUGGCGAGUGUCUCGGCGCUGUCGGCCUACAUUAUGUCGUGGGUGCUGCGCCUGCCCAAGGGCCAGCGCUACUUUGUCGUUGCCUGUGCCAUCACGCCGAACUCCAACACGCUGCCCGUCGCGCUGAUCCAGUCGCUCGUCGGCUCCGUCCCGGAGCUGCACUGGGUGCGUGACGGAUCGGACACGGACACGCCGGACGACAUGAUGGGCCGUGCACUUACCUACCUCGUCCUCUUCUCUACGCUCGGCACGGUCCUGCGCUGGAGCGUCGGCGCGAACCUCUUGGCCAAGGUCACGACAGAAGUCGCGCCGCCGAGCGACCGCCCGCUGACUGGCUACGCCGACGACGUGACCGACUUUUUGAUCGACCAGCGCCACCGCACACAGUUUGCCGAGCGCGCACAGAGCCAGGACUCGCGCGCCGAGGCGUAUCAUGACGAUCCGAACGCCGACGAAAGUACGGACCGCCAUGUGCGCUUUGCGCCGGCGCGCGAGUCGCGUCUGCGUGCCGUCCAGCGCUUCAUUGGCUCGGCGAUCCGCACGGUGCUCGACUUUAUGACGGUGCCGCUGUGGGCUGCGCUUGCAAGCUUUGUCGUUGCGCUGAUUCCGCCGCUGCAGCGCUUUGUCGUUUCGCUCUCGUCCUUGGUCGGGGUGCUGAAGCAAGCAGGCAGCUGCAGUAUUCCUCUGACGAUCCUUGUGCUCGGCGCCUACUUUGCGGGCGACAAUGCGAGUCCGCCGCCGCCGCCGACGACGACGACGACGGAGCAGGUGACCGAGGAGCCGGAAGAGAUCCAGUCGCGCAACCCUACGCCGGACUACUCGUGGCGCACGAUCACCGCGGCUACGACUGCCCGCAUGAUCCUCACGCCGCUCCUGCUGCUCCCGAUGCUCACGUAUGUCUGCCUCGUGUCGCGCUCCAAGGUGGUCGACGACCCCGUGUUUAUCGCCUGCGCCUGUCUCGUGAUUGGAUCGCCGCCGGCGCUGACCCUGGCGCAGAUCACGUCCCAGCGUGGCGAUCCCAACAGCAACGUCGAGUACCUGAUCAGCGGCACGAUCUUUGUGUCCUAUAUCAUUCUGACCGCCCCAACGACCGUCGCACUCGUGAUGACGGCACUGGUCAUCGACGAUUCAUUGUUGCACGUCUCUUUCCCUCCAUGA
Molecule: messenger RNA, 1473 nt
Organism: Malassezia japonica
Lineage: Eukaryota; Fungi; Basidiomycota; Malasseziomycetes; Malasseziales; Malasseziaceae
Exons: 4
Coding region: 1-1473 (490 amino acids)
Biological process (GO): transmembrane transport
Cellular component (GO): membrane; endoplasmic reticulum
Source: RefSeq, a predicted model, not a curated record